CAGUGAAGCCAAAGAUGGCUGCUAACUUCAGGCUUCGUAGGGAUCCCUUAGCUGGAAGCUUAUGAAUGAAGUUUUUAAUUGUAAAUCGCGUCAUACUGCUGAUCGUGCCGACAAAUCUGUGGAUGACUUGACACAUUCAUUUACCGCAACCCAAUUCCAAACAAGUGAGGUUAAAGUCUCGUAUGAAUUCCGACGAGAAGGAGGACUGUGAGUGUGCGCCACCACAGGCCGACAUUAGCCCAGUAGGAGGAGUUGACAGAGAAUUCGACGAGCUUGAAGUAGAAAACCCAGAAGCAAGCCGAAUCAGGAAGCGAGCGGCUGCCAAGCAUCUAAUAGAGCGCUAUUACCACCAGUUAACCGAGGGCUGUGGGAAUGAAUCAUGCUCCAACUCAUGGUGUGCCUCAUCGUCCGGUUUCCUUCGUAUGGACAACAAUGCGGCAGCAGUCAAAGCCCUCGAGCUCUACAAGGUCAAUGCAAAACUUUGCGACCCACACCCCUCAAAGAAAGGUACGGCUUCGGCCUACUUGGAGAAUAGCGCUCAUUGCAACAUGCCGUGCAGCAAUACCAAGAUGAACCACAAGGAUGUCCACUCCAUACGGGACAAUUUCAAAGAUGUGAAUUACCUGACAGAGGAGAAAGUGUACGAGAUCUUGGACAUUUGUGGCGAGAAGGAGGAUUAUUCCCCUCUCAUCAGAGUAAUUGGCCGUGUGUUCUCUAGCGCCGAGGGCCUGGUGCAGAGCUUCCGAGGGUCCAAGCCUCACACCAAGGAGGAACUUAAGUCACUCCAGGAAAAAGACGAGGACAAAGAUGAAGAUGAGAAGGAGGCCGCUGCCUGCUCGACUACAGCGAUGGAGGAGGACUCCCCGACCUCAGCUUCAUCACGGCUCGGAGAGGGGUCAUCGGGGUACAACGAUGUCCAAAAGCUUGCCCCUGACGAGGUAUCGGUGGACAUUGAAGCUGUACGACGGGUGUACGAACGCCUCCUAUCCAAUGAGAAGAUAGAAGCUGCUUUCUUGAAUGCACUGGUCUACCUGUCCCCUAAUGUAGAGUGUGACCUUACAUAUCAUAACGUGUAUUCUCGGGACCCAAAUUACCUGAACCUGUUUGUUAUAGUGAUGGAGAACAGCAACCUCCACAGCCCAGAGUACUUGGAAAUUGCCCUCCCGCAAUUCUGCAAGGCCAUGAGCAAACUCCCUCUGGCCGCUCAGGCCAAACUCUCUCGACUAUGGUCACACUACAGCGCUGAGCACAUAAAGCGCAUGGUGGAGACCUUUCAGCAGCUCAUUACCUACAAAGUAAUUAGCAACGAGUUCAACAGCCGCAACCUGGUGAAUGAUGAUGAUGCCGUUGUGGCAGCCACCAGGUGCUUAAAGAUCGUCUACUAUGCAAAUGUGCUCGGUGGUGACCUUGAUACAGAGCACAACGAGGAAGAGGACGAGGAGCCCAUCCCAGAGUCCAGUGAGCUCACACUGCAGGAGCUACUGGGUGAGGAGAGGCGGAACAAGAAGGGCCCUCGAGUGGACCCACUAGAGACAGAGUUGGGCAUCCGCACCAACGACUGCCGGCGGCCACUUAUCCCCUUCGAGGAGUUUGUUAAUGAGCCUCUGAAUGACGUUCUGGAGAUGGACAAGGACUACACUUUCUUUAAGGUAGAAACUGAAAAUAAGUUCUCCUUCAUGACAUGCCCGUUCAUCCUUAAUGCUGUCACAAAGAACCUGGGCCUGUACUAUGACAACCGCAUUCGCAUGUACAGCGAGCGACGCAUUACGGUGCUUUACAGCCUAGUGCAGGGCCAGCAGCUCAACCCGUAUCUGAGGCUGAAGGUCCGCCGGGACCACAUAAUCGACGAUGCUCUGGUCAGGCUGGAAAUGAUCGCAAUGGAGAAUCCUGCAGACCUGAAGAAACAGCUUUAUGUGGAGUUUGAAGGAGAGCAAGGUGUUGAUGAAGGAGGUGUUUCUAAAGAGUUCUUUCAGCUUGUAGUUGAGGAGAUCUUCAACCCGGAUAUUGGGAUGUUCACAUAUGAUGAGCUCACCAAACUCUUCUGGUUCAACCCUUCGUCAUUUGAAAAUGAGGGCCAGUACACGCUGAUUGGCAUUGUUCUCGGCCUCGCCAUCUACAACAACUGCAUCCUUGAUGUUCACUUCCCAAUGGUGGUCUACAGGAAGCUUAUGGGCAAGAAAGGAACCUUCAGAGACCUUGCUGAUGCCAACCCUAUUCUGCACCAGAGCCUAAAGGAAAUUCUUGAGUAUAAGGGCAGUGUGGAGGAGGAUAUGAUGAUUACGUUCCAGAUUUCUCAGACGGACCUCUUUGGGAACCCACUCAUGUACGAUUUAAAGGAAAAUGGGGAUAAAAUUCCAGUGACAAAUGAAAACCGAAAGGAGUUUGUGGCUCAGUAUGCAGAGUACAUGCUUAACAAAAGUGUGGAGAAGCAGUUUAAAGCAUUCAGGAGAGGCUUCCAUAUGGUCACCAACGAGUCGCCACUCAAGUACCUGUUUAGGCCUGAAGAAAUUGAGCUGCUGAUCUGCGGAAGCCGGAACCUUGACUUCCUUGCGCUAGAGGAAACAACAGAGUAUGAUGGAGGCUACAACAGAGAUUCUCGAAUCAUCAAAGAGUUCUGGGAGACGUUGCACUCAUUUAGCGAGGAGCAGAAGCGCCUCUUCCUGCAGUUCACUACCGGCACUGACAGAGCGCCUGUGGGUGGACUUGGCAAACUGAAGAUGAUUAUUGCCAAGAAUGGGCCUGACACUGAGCGACUACCAACAUCUCAUACUUGCUUUAAUGUGCUACUGCUGCCUGAGUACAGCAGCAAGGAGAAGCUGAGGGAGCGACUGCUGAAAGCCAUCACCUAUGCCAAAGGGUUUGGCAUGCUCUGAGGCCCGGCCCAGUACCACUUUUACCACCACCUGCUCCUAACGCACUGCAAAUAGACUCCUUCUUAGCCCAUCUAGCUCCGCCCUUCUUUUUUUAUCCGACACGAUGUAAGCGGCGUCAGGAGGAAGUAAAUGGUAGUCCCUCCACUGUGCCUACAUCAUCAACAUUAUCAGUCAGUGUAAGCACAGAGAUCUCCUGAUCAAAGUACCCACAUCCACUUGACGUGGCUGUGCUGCUGCCUCCCUUUCUUCUUUUUUAUGUAAAGAGAGGAUCAUUUUCUAAUUAUUUAUUUCAAGUUGAACCUGGGUUUUUUUUCAUCAGUGAAACAGAAUGCGGUAAAAAAUGUUAUUAUUCUGCUGAACUGGGACAAAGCAUGAUAACAAGUUGCUAUAAUCCGGGAUGUCCGUAAGAGCAUUGUGAGUCUUCAGAAGUCUUUAAACGGACUGUUUGCAAGGGGCUCAAGAUAAAUACAAUUUUUUUUAAAAAUCAACCAAAAAUAUAAGAGCACCACCGGCUAGCAUAUGUUACCAAUAGUGGAUUCAAAGAACAGAUUGAAAAAAAAAAAAAGAAAUGUCUAUAUUUUUCGCAAUUACAAAUUAAACUGCAUAAAAAUAGUCAUUCACGGCUGUCUGGAGUACACAUACAUGACCGUAGUGCAUGCACAGACACAAAAGCAGUUUCAGAGAAGCGACCAAAAAUUUGCCGUCAUUCUGUAUCCGAUUACACACUCAACGAUAGCUAACGAUGUCGCUAAACUCGGCCAAAUCGAUAUCAUGAGCUGACUACAAAUGUAACUACUGUUUGUGUUACAUGGGACAUUGCUUAAAUGUUCAGAACAGGAAGAGGGCGGGAUAUAAUACUUGAAGCACAUUCGAAAGUUACCACCCUUUUGGCGGUAGCGUAACUGUUGCAAACAGUCCCUUUUUAAGAAGAAAUAAAGCUCACAAUUCCAGUCGCAAAGUCGAUUUUUUUUUUUUUUUUUUUCUUCCCCAAAUCUUUGUUUGCAGUCUUUUGUUGGGAGAGGGUACUCAUUAGACUUGAGAUCAUGUCAGAGCUGUGUAAGUGCACUUAGACUUUUUUCAGAAUGUUGUUUUUGGGGGGGCCCCACAGGUUGCCACGAUUGUCUGAAGCAUUUUUUCUGUUUCCAUGUCUUCCUGUGUUGACGAUACUAAAUAAAAACAAAACAGUAUUUAUAUAUCAUUACACUUGGGAUUAUGAUGUUUGGCCCGAUGAACACAAUACAAUUUGCUGACUGGCUCAAAUCCAUAAAGCACUUUGUCUUGUCUAUUUCUGACAUCAACUUUAUGUGCACUAGGGCAUUGGGACACCUGAGGCCUGUUUCACAAACAAGGUUCAACACACUGUUGUGUCUCACUGUGAACUCUUGAGUUGCUUUAGCAAACACAUUUGCAUUAAUUCAGUCAAUUCUGAGUAGGUUCACUAAGGCUGUCUCACUUCCUUCCGCACUUACUACAUUUAGUCUUUUCAGUGCAUAAUACAUUUGCACAUGCACUCAACACCUCCCAAAUGGUGAGUGUGAGGCUAUGGAGAUUAACCGCGUUCAAUGAUCACCAUCUUGGCUACGUAGCGGAAGAGGAGGGUCUAACUCAAGUGGUUACAAUUCACACUAAAAAGGAGAUAAGAGGUGCAAGGGGAUGAAUAUUUAAUAGUCAUUUCUGGUAAGUGUGCAACCACUAAUGUAUUUGGGACACCAUUACCCUCAAAAGUCGCACCCUCAGGAACCUAGAGUACAUUGUGCAUCGUAUACUGUAUAUUAGCGAUGAGCAAGUACACCGCUAUCUGUAUCUGUUCACCCGUCUAAAUUAUUAUCUGUGUCCAUAUCUGUACUUGGAAUGGGCGGGUUAAAUCAAAAAUAGGUGGAGCUUAAAUCUAUACAUUAUUUUAAGUCUGAAAUUGAUAUGGAUUUAUCAGAAGGUGCUAUAUUGUUUAUUAUCCAGCUAUAUGUGUGCUGUGUAAGCGAUCUGUAAGACUUUAUUAUUUAAUUAUUUUUUAAUGAUCCAUGUGAAGGUGGUGAUUCAUGCAAACAUCCAGUGAUGGCAAACAGGGGAAUUCUAAAAAGCACCGCGUUCAGUACUACGAGCAAAGUUUUCCACCUGACUUUAUAUCACCAGCCAAAUUAGAAGCAAGCAUCGGGAAGAAAAAAAAAAAACACCGGCAGUGACCGGCGCAACACGAGCCAUUUACAGCUCUGUCUUGUCAAACGCAGCGCAUACGUAACUAA
Molecule: messenger RNA, 5113 nt
Organism: Dunckerocampus dactyliophorus (ringed pipefish)
Lineage: Eukaryota; Metazoa; Chordata; Actinopteri; Syngnathiformes; Syngnathidae
Product: ubiquitin-protein ligase E3A
Exons: 11
Coding region: 183-2873 (896 amino acids)
Biological process (GO): protein polyubiquitination; ubiquitin-dependent protein catabolic process
Molecular function (GO): ubiquitin protein ligase activity
Source: RefSeq, a predicted model, not a curated record